This is a messenger RNA of Branchiostoma belcheri (Belcher's lancelet), 1867 nucleotides long. RefSeq names its product solute carrier family 35 member G2-like. The coding region runs from base 287 to 1300 and encodes 337 amino acids. The record is from RefSeq and is a predicted model, not a curated record. NCBI's taxonomy places the organism in Eukaryota, Metazoa, Chordata, Leptocardii, Amphioxiformes, Branchiostomatidae. The transcript has a single exon.
GAUACCUCUUCGGCCGCGUAGGAAGGUUUUUCCAGUUGGGACCGCCCAUUCUUUUACUGAAUUGUCAGUUCCGCCUUAAUUGAGCUCGAUUGGACAGCCCAAUGCAUUAUCGGAUGGCAUUCCAUCUACGUAUCUAGCCUGGGUGCUGACAACAUUUCCUGUAGCUGGCAAGAAGAAUUCUCUUCACAAAUAACUUCCCGUAUCACAUCAGUCUUAAGCGGAGUUCGUGUAGUUCUCACUUGAUGUUCAAAGCUGAAGAAGAGCAACGACAGCUAAACUCGCGGACAUGGCGACAGCAACCUAUAUCGAGGAGACCACAGACCAAGAAGGCGCCGGUUUUGCACAGACUUACCUGACACCCGGAGCCGGUGUGCUGUAUGCUCUGCUGAACACAGUUCUGUCCGCCACCGCGUCACAGUUUAUGGCCCUGGGUAGCCAGGCAGGCAUACCUGGGCUGCAGCUGAUGUUCCUCGCAAACCUUGUGGAGAUUCUUACAGUCUUGCUCUUCCUGCCCUUCUUUAGACCAAAACUGACAACUGAAAACGGACGACAAACUCUACUCAUGGUGCUGUCGACCAUUACGGAGAACUUUGGAACUGCCUUCCAGUAUAUGUCCUUCGUCUUCGUUGUCCCUGGGAUCGCCUACGGUAUCAUGAAAGGAUCCAUGCCUUUGGCCUCGGCCUGUCUUGGCUUUGUGUUCCUGAAGGAAACUGUGGGCGUCGUGGAUUGUUUCGGAAUCGUUCUCAACGUAGCCGGUGUUGUACUAGUCGCAUAUGGAUUAAUUGCGGAGAACACUUUGUCCACGCAGCGUCUGGUGGCGUCCAUUCUCCUUCCCUUGGCAGCAACACUCGGUAGAGCUCCAAGUCUGGUCAUCUCACGGUCGCUCAUCGGUGUACAGAAGGUCUCCGUUCUAACUGUGCUCUUCUACGCCAACCUGCCAGGAGCGGUCGUGCUACUCGGACUGACGUACUUGUUUGAGACCCCGAUUUGGGCGAUGUCGGCACAGACGGUGGGUUAUGUUAUGGGGCUGUGCCUGUGUGUCUGCGGCUCGCAUUUUGCUACAAAACUGUCCCUGAAGACGGAAAAGGCGGGGAUCACUGCCACCAUCAAGACUUUCACCAUACCGCUCACAGUGCUGUUGGACUACGUCGUUCUAUCGGAGUUGCCCAGUCAGCUUAAGUCUGGCGGUGUUGUACUCAUAGUGUUCGGUACCGGUGUAGUGACGGUGUAUACAUGGUGGAGGCAUCGCAAAGAAACUCUUCACAAAAAUUUCAUGCAGAGCUUGGACUUUGAUAAGUAAGGAAAACGUGUUAUUGUAUAAUGUAUGGAAUAUGGUGUACAGGGUACAAUGUAUGGAAACAAUAAUUCUCCUAGACUAAAUAGAAUUAUGACAUGUGCUAGACUAAAUAAAAUUAUGACAUAUGGUCACUAGAAUUCCACGAUCUCAUACCUUGCCCAAAAAAUGUCGUUAAGCUUUACUCCCGACGAUUUAUGAAUGUUUCUCAUGAUUAUGCAAAUAAAGUCCUCGUUUUGUAGCAUUUCCUAACCAACCAUACAAAUAAGGUCCUGAUUAGCAGAAGUCAUGUUAAAUGGUGUUUACCUAUAAUAAAAAGCUGUCUACUUAACAGAAAUAUAGGACAAAGGCGUGUUUUGAGGCGAUUUUUGUACGGGUACCUUUUUUUUUAUCCAGCCAAAUGGAUACAGGAUUGUUCCUUCUCCUUCUUUGGGGGUUUGGUGACAAACAUUGACGUGUUGACCAUUAACUCGAUAACCCUCGUACUAUAAACUCCAUCUGUUCUUAUAUUUACAACUGUGUUAAGAAGCGAAAGAAGCAGAGCCUGUACCCAUGUAGUUUUACUAUGGAUAU